AUGUACCAAAUUGGUCCGAUCUGGACAUGCAGCGGAUCCCGGGGGUUCCGGCGGAGAGACUUUUCCCGCCAAAAGCCACCCCUCCUCCCGAAGCGGGCGACAGGCUGGCGACGGCACACGGCAUCUGCUGGCGACUUCACGACUCUCGAGACAAAUCAGAGUGAGGCUGCGAGCACAGAAGGAAAGCUGGCUUGGGGCGGUGGUGAGGGGGGGGGGGAAGCGCCCCGACGCGCCCCGGAGUUCCGCAAUGCGGCGGAGUGCGGCGGAGGAUCGGGCGGGGACGGCGGGGGGGUGUGCGACGAGUCGCUGGUGCACAUAGCGAUAACGCUGGACGAGGAGUACCUCCGCGGGUCGGUGGCGGCGGUGCACUCCGUGCUCCGGUACGCGCGGUGCCCCGAGGACGUGUUCUUCCACUUCCUGGUGGCCUCCGACCCGGCGCGGCUCGAGGCCCUGGUCCGCUCCGCGUUCCCGCGGCUCCGCUGCAAGCUCUACUUCUUCGACCCGGAGCGCGUGCGGUCCCUGAUCUCGAGCUCGGUGCGGCAGGCCCUGGAGCAGCCCCUGAACUACGCCCGCAACUACCUCCCCGACCUCCUCGAGCCCUGCGUGCGCCGCGUCGUCUACCUCGACUCCGACCUCGUCCUCGUCGACGACGUCGCCAAGCUCUGGCGCACCGACCUCGCCGGCCGUGCCGUGGGCGCCCCCGAGUACUGCCGCGCCAACUUCACCAAGUACUUCACCCCGCGCUUCUGGUCCGACCCCUCCCUCGCCUCCACCUUCUCCUCCUCCCCCCACCCCCACCGCAGGGGCCCCUCCUGCUACUUCAACACGGGGGUGAUGGUGCUCGACCUCGACCGGUGGCGGCGGCGCGGCUACACCCGCCGCAUCGAGCGGUGGAUGGAGGUGCAGAAGCGGCGGCGCAUCUACGAGCUGGGGUCGCUGCCGCCCUUCCUGCUGGUGUUCGCGGGGCGCGUCGCCCCCAUCGACCACCGCUGGAACCAGCACGGCCUCGGCGGCGACAACGUCCUCGGCAGCUGCCGCGACCUCCAUGCCGGCCCCGUCAGCCUCCUCCACUGGAGCGGCAGCGGCAAGCCCUGGGCCCGCAUCGACGCCCUCCGCCCCUGCCCCCUCGACUCCCUCUGGUCCCCCUUCGAUCUCUACCUCCACUCCGCCCCUUCCCCCUCCCCCCUCCUCCUCCUCCUCCUCACCGCCUAUUCCCGGUAACCCCUCCUUCCUUUCUUUUUCAUUUUGUUUUUUAUUUCUUGAAAAAUUAUUUUGUUGGGUCUUUUUUUCUUUUUCUUUUUAUUUUCAUCUCUCUCUCUCUCGUAAUUUUCCAUAAUAUUCCUGGUGCUUCGAUUUGUUCUGUUUUGUUCUGUUCUGUUCUGUUCUGCUCUGUUUUAGACGCUCUUCUCUGUUUUGGUGGUGGUGGUGCUGCUGUGCCUUGUUUUAGUUCUUAAAAAUUCUUAUGGGGCGAUUUGUAUCUUAUUCUAAUUGUUGUUGCCUCCGCAAAUAAAAAAGAAAAAGGGGAACGGAUAUAAAUAUAUUCACAUUUGUUCACAUA
Ananas comosus (pineapple) is the source of this 1558-nucleotide messenger RNA. RefSeq names its product probable galacturonosyltransferase-like 6. The transcript has 2 exons. The record is from RefSeq and is a predicted model, not a curated record. Lineage: Eukaryota; Viridiplantae; Streptophyta; Magnoliopsida; Poales; Bromeliaceae. Gene Ontology annotation, molecular function: glycosyltransferase activity. Gene Ontology annotation, cellular component: Golgi apparatus. The coding region runs from base 1 to 1221 and encodes 406 amino acids.